AGGGGCGGGACUUCCUUUGACUGAACCGAGACGUCUAUUUAUUUUAGCGCAGGCUGCAAGCAAGUGCUGAAUCAGAGAACAAGGUUGUCAAGGGCAAUCAAGGAGGGUAAGAUGCUGGGCAGCCUAGUGAAAGGAUUCUCCGGCUGGCCCCUGGUCCUCAUGUGGAGCCUACUGCUGCCACUGGUCUCUCUCCAGGAUCCCCAUGGAAGGGGGAACGCUGCCAGGAACCACGCUGCCAGAGGCCAGGACUCUAGGGGUCGUGCCAAGCUUCUUCUUCUGUCUUUCGAUGGCUUCCGCUGGGAUUACGUCAACCGAGUUCCCACCCCCAACUUCAACGCUCUGAUGGAUGAAGGGGUGAAGGUGGAGAAGGUGGAGAACGCGUACAUCACCAAAACCUUCCCCAACCACUACAGCUUGGUGACGGGACUGUACGCUGAAACACACGGCAUCGUUGCCAACGAGAUGUUCGACCCGGUACUCAACCAGUCCUUCUCCAUGGAGACGGCAAGCAUGUAUGACUCUCGGUGGUGGGAGGAGGCGGUGCCUAUUUGGGAGACCAAUCAGAGAGCGGGAGGGCGCAGCGGAGCGGUCAUGUGGCCUGGUUCCGAUGUGGAAAUCCACGGGAUGUAUCCGAGCCGCUACCUUCCCUACAAUGCCUCGGUUCCUUUCGAGACUCGCGUCGAGCAGAUCAUCGAAUGGUUUUCGGGCCCCGAAGAAGAAGCGGUGGAUUUCGGGGUCCUUUACUGGGAGGAACCGGACGAGAGCGGACACAACCUGGGCCCAGAAAGCUCUCUCAUGGACGUAGUCAUCGCCGACAUCGACGAUAAGCUGGGAUAUCUGAGGAACGAGCUGAGGAAGGCUGGCCUGUAUGAGAGGAUCAACCUGGUGGUGACCAGUGACCACGGCAUGACGCAGCUGUCCACUGACAAGAUCGUUGAACUGGAUGAGUAUGUUCCCAGAGAGCUGUACACCUGGGUGGAUAAAAGUCCAGUGGUGGGCAUACUCCCCAAAGAGGGAAUGUUUGAUGAGGUGUAUGACAAGCUGGUGGAUGCAAACCCCAACAUGAUGGUCUACAAGAAGGAGAAUAUCCCCGAACACUUCCAUUACCGACACAACGCUAGAAUCAUGCCUAUUAUCAUCGAAGCCAAAGAGGGAUGGACCAUCAUGCAGAACAAGAGUGGACCAUUCAUGUUGGGAAACCACGGAUACAACAACUCUUUACCCAGCAUGCAACCUGUCUUUGUGGCCAGAGGCCCUGCUUUCCGGCGGAACUACGUCAAGACCUCCAUGCAUUCCGUUGACCUCUACCCUCUAAUGUGUCACAUCCUGUCCCUCCACGCUCUGCCCAACAAUGGGUCCCUCUCCAGGGUCCAGGACCUCCUCUCUGAGCCCUUUCCCCCCACACCUACCACCCAGGCUGGGGCUGAAGAGUCCUCCUAUGCCCCCGUUGUGGGCUCUCUGCUGGGAGUAUUGAUGGUGCUGGGCUUCCUGAAGGUGUUUGUCAGACAUGUGACUCUGAGGCAGCGGCCUUCGUUGCCCAUCCGAAACAGGGAGAUGUCCCAGCCGCUGUUGCAGGAAGAGCUUCACCUGUAGGGCAGGCGAGUACGAAAAGGAGAAAAGAAGGGAGAGAAAAAAAAAAAAAAAAAGAUAAGUUAAUUCCCCAAAUAAAACAUGGCUUGAGUCUCGAAACAGAACCCCAGUUGCUUCUUCCCAAGUGUGACUAAAUCUAUACAGUAGUCAUGUGCACUAUGUAGAACUACAUCCGUAGUCAGUAAUGUAGGCCUGUCCAAAACGUCUACUUAUCUCCUGUGUUUGGAUGAGUCUAAAUGGAAACAGGGAAAAGGCAAUGGGGUUGUUUCUAGUCAGUCCGUACUGCAGUUAAAGAACUUAGGGUUUACACCUUUAAUGCAGGCUUCUGUUUGGCUUUGCUUUCCUUGCCAUUGAACGUCUCAUAAUCUCAUCAUUUGUCACAGAGUUUAAAGCUGCAAGCUCUACUUGUGUUGUUUAGAUACUGGCUUGCAUCAUUUGUUACAUAAAUUCACAGGCACCAUUUCCAGUUGAAAUGCAUUCAUGUGUGGCCAGAGAACAGGCUUGUUCUCUUUUAAUCUAUAACACAUCAGCAUUAUACAUUGCAUGGAUAUACCAUGUCUAAUUAUUCCAAUAAGCUAGAUUCAGUUUGAAGAACUGAAUGGGUCAGUGAGUUUUUAGUGUUUGGUUUGAGGAGUAUGUUUUAGCAGAAGGCUAGGAUAGUAGCCUCUCAAAAGCUGCUCAUGUGUACAGUCAUUGAUCCAUCCAUUGCUACCUUGCCCUUCAGUAGCCAAUACCAUUUGCCUUUCAACUUCAUAGAGAUCAUCUCUCUGUAAUGUGCAAUUCUUUUUGUGUGAAUUAUUUAUUUUGUUUCAUGCAUUUUGUCAUGAUGGGGGCAUAUUCCUGUAUAAAAUGCUUGUGUGUUGUAGCCCCAUGAACAAGUUUGAUAAUCCAUGACCAUUUGUUGGUGAAACGUGAAGUGCAAUUGCUAUUGGUCAGUAUUUUGUCUUAGGGUUUGUAAGCAUUUCCUUGCCCCCUUUUUGUUGAGACUACUGAGAACGGAGGAAUGAGUGGUUCCCCUGAUUUGCACUAAAUGAUUAAACUAAAACAAGGGGCAUUAUGGGAAAUAUAUUGUUUGCACUCUUUAUUUGUAGACGUUAUUUGAAUUUAACAAUGAUAGGUGCCUCUAGCCGAAACGCUUUUCAUUUGAUUCUGAGUUAUUUAGCUUCUUACUCUUACGUCAUUGUGGUAUGUUGAUAUAGAUUAUUUAAGAAUAUGAUAGAUUGAAUUUGUCUUUUUAGAUUUAAACACAUUAAACAUCUCUGCCCAAAAAUAACAGACAACAUCACUGUGAUAUACUUUUUACUGAAUUUAAAUUGACAAAUCAAAACAUUUGUAUAAAAAAAUGAUAACUUUUGAUUAAUCAAUUGUCUUGUUUCUUAAAGGAAAAAAGGGUUGUCUGGUCACGUGCUUCUACUCCCUGAAUAAGAGGAAUCCAUACGUGUUUAUGUUAUAUUAAGAAAAAAAAGAACUAAUUGAAAAUCUAAAUUCUGUAUUUGGUGCAGUUAUUUUGCAUUUGGAAUAAUACGAAUAUAAAAUUAAGAGGUAUUUAAUAAAGGGACAGUACUAAUUUUUGAAAAAUAACAUUGUGGUAUUGAUGCAAUUUAAUUGACAUUUUCUGCUGAAAUAAAGGGACAAAUGAUAAGA
Hypomesus transpacificus is the source of this 3234-nucleotide messenger RNA. It is a transcript of the gene enpp5, whose product is annotated as ectonucleotide pyrophosphatase/phosphodiesterase 5. The coding region runs from base 112 to 1593 and encodes 493 amino acids. The transcript has 5 exons. NCBI's taxonomy places the organism in Eukaryota, Metazoa, Chordata, Actinopteri, Osmeriformes, Osmeridae. The record is from RefSeq and is a predicted model, not a curated record.